This is a messenger RNA of Nomascus leucogenys (northern white-cheeked gibbon), 6092 nucleotides long. RefSeq names its product protein tyrosine phosphatase receptor type G (gene PTPRG). Lineage: Eukaryota; Metazoa; Chordata; Mammalia; Primates; Hylobatidae. Gene Ontology annotation, molecular function: protein binding; protein tyrosine phosphatase activity. Gene Ontology annotation, biological process: protein dephosphorylation. The record is from RefSeq and is a predicted model, not a curated record.
CCUUCGCUCGCCGGCUUUAAAGUCUCUGCCAGGAUCCAUGCUCACAUGUUACUUCCUGUAUGGAGGCAUGGCCAGUUUCCAGCCCCGCGCUCUUCGUUCCUCCCCAGCCUGCGCCGGAGCCACAACUUUCAGCAGCAUGGACUGAAGGCGCCCUCGCCCCAGCGCCCCUCUGAGAUCCUUUGUGUUUUCCUCCGUUUCCUCCAGCCGUUUCUAUUUUGGGGGGCUCUCCGCUCCCCCCGCCUGUCCCCUCCCCUUCCCCUCUCGCAAACAUGCCUCCUUCCUUCCCGGGGCCCUGGAAGGAGCUGCCUGCCUGAAGCCCGGAGACGCCGCGCCGCGCUCAGCCCCGCCGCCGCCCGCCGGCUCUCGGGCUGUGCUGCGCUGCCGACUCAAGUUGGGGAUCCUCGGCUGCUCGCCGCCGCCGCCGCCCGCGGUCCCUGCCUGCCCCAGGCCCGGGGCAUCGCCGCCGGCCGCCGACUCCGCGCCCUGCCCGCUCGGCUCUCUCCUUUUUGAACGGAAGGCAGCUCUUCUCCGCCGAGAGGAUCGUCCCCAGCGUGGCUCUGCGUUCCCGGUCACUUUUUGAGAUUUUCCGGGGGGCGCUCGGCGGCUUCCCGGAUUCCAAGGGGACUCGGGCCGCCGAGCGCGGGGGGCCCGUGGAGCGGGCGAGCCGGGGAAGCGCCCCGGCUUAGCGGAGGCUCGCACGGAGGCAAGAACUUAUUCAACAAGUUUACCCCCCUGCUUUCCUCUUUUCGAUGUGCGUUUUCGGACAUGCGGAGGUUACUGGAACCGUGUUGGUGGAUUUUGUUCCUGAAAAUCACCAGUUCCGUGCUCCAUUAUGUCGUGUGCUUCCCCGCGUUGACAGAAGGCUACGUUGGGGCCCUGCACGAGAAUAGACGCGGCAGCGCAGUGCAGAUCCGCAGGCGCAAGGCUUCAGGUGACCCAUACUGGGCCUACUCUGGUGCCUAUGGUCCUGAGCACUGGGUCACAUCUAGUGUCAGCUGUGGGGGCCAUCACCAGUCUCCUAUUGACAUUUCAGACCAGUAUGCGCGUGUUGGGGAAGAAUACCAGGAACUGCAACUCGAUGGCUUCGACAAUGAGUCUUCUAACAAAACCUGGAUGAAAAACACAGGGAAAACAGUCGCCAUCCUUCUGAAAGACGACUAUUUUGUCAGUGGAGCUGGUCUGCCUGGCAGAUUCAAAGCUGAGAAGGUGGAAUUUCACUGGGGCCACAGCAAUGGCUCAGCGGGCUCUGAACACAGCAUCAAUGGCAGGAGGUUUCCUGUUGAGAUGCAGAUUUUCUUUUACAAUCCAGAUGACUUUGACAGCUUUCAAACCGCAAUUUCUGAGAACAGAAUAAUCGGAGCCAUGGCCAUAUUUUUUCAAGUCAGUCCGAGGGACAAUUCUGCACUGGAUCCUAUUAUCCACGGGUUGAAGGGUGUCGUACAUCACGAGAAGGAGACCUUUCUGGAUCCUUUCGUCCUCCGGGACCUCCUGCCUGCAUCCCUGGGCAGCUAUUAUCGGUACACAGGUUCCUUGACCACACCACCGUGUAGCGAAAUAGUGGAGUGGAUAGUCUUCCGGAGACCCGUCCCCAUCUCUUACCAUCAGCUUGAGGCUUUUUAUUCCAUCUUCACCACGGAGCAGCAAGACCAUGUCAAGUCGGUGGAGUAUCUGAGAAAUAACUUUCGACCACAGCAGGGUCUGCAUGACAGGGUGGUGUCCAAGUCUGCCGUCCGUGACGCCUGGAACCACGACAUGACAGACUUCUUAGAAAACCCACUGGGGACAGAAGCCUCUAAAGUUUGCAGCUCUCCACCCAUCCACAUGAAGGUGCAGCCUCUGAACCAGACAGCUCUGCAGGUGUCCUGGAGCCAGCCGGAGACCAUCUACCACCCACCCAUCAUGAACUACAUGAUCUCCUACAGCUGGACCAAGAAUGAGGAUGAGAAGGAGAAGACGUUUACAAAGGACAGCGACAAAGACUUGAAAGCCACCAUUAGCCACGUCUCACCCGAUAGCCUUUACCUGUUCCGAGUCCAGGCCGUGUGUCGGAACGACAUGCGCAGCGACUUCAGCCAGACGAUGCUGUUUCAAGCUAAUACCACUCGAAUAUUCCAAGGGACCAGAAUAGUGAAAACAGGAGUGCCCACAGCGUCUCCUGCCUCUUCAGCCGACAUGGCCCCCAUCAGCUCGGGGUCUUCUACCUGGACGUCCUCUGGCAUCCCAUUCUCAUUUGUCUCCAUGGCAACUGGGAUGGGUCCCUCCUCCAGUGGCAGCCAGGCCACAGUGGCCUCGGUGGUCACCAGCACGCUCCUCGCCGGCCUGGGGUUCGGCGGUGGUGGCAUCUCCUCUUUCCCCAGCACUGUGUGGCCCACGCGCCUCCCUACGGCCGCCUCGGCCAGCAAGCAGGCGGCUAGGCCAGUCCUCGCCACCACAGAGGCCUUGGCUUCUCCAGGGCCCGAUGGUGAUUCGUCACCAACCAAGGACAGCGAGGGCACCGAGGAAGGAGAGAAGGAUGAGAAAAGCGAGAGUGAGGAUGGGGAGCGGGAGCACGAGGAGGAUGGAGAGAAGGACUCCGAAAAGAAGGAGAAGAGCGGGGUGACCCAUGCUGCCGAGGAGCGGAAUCAGAUGGAGCCUAGCCCCACACGCUCGUCUCCUAACAGGACUGCCGAGGGGGGCCAUCAGACUAUACCUGGGCAUGAGCAGGACCACACUGCCGUCCCCACAGACCAGACGGGCGGAAGGAGGGAUGCCGGCCCAGGCCCGGACCCCGACACGGUCACCUCCACCCAAGUGCCCCCCACCACCACAGAGGAGCAGUAUGCAGGGAGUGAUCCCAAGAGGCCCGAAAUGCCAUCUAAAAAGCCUGUGUCCCGCGGGGACCGAUUUUCUGAAGACAGCAGAUUUAUCACUGUUAAUCCAGCGGAAAAAAACACCUCUGGAAUGAUAAGCCGCCCUGCUCCAGGGAGGAUGGAGUGGAUCAUCCCUCUGAUUGUGGUAUCAGCCUUGACCUUCGUGUGCCUCAUCCUUCUCAUUGCUGUGCUCGUUUACUGGAGAGGGUGUAACAAAAUAAAGUCCAAGGGCUUUUCCAGACGUUUCCAUGAAGUGCCUUCUUCUGGGGAAAGAGGAGAGAAGGGGAGCAGAAAAUGUUUUCAGACUGCUCAUUUCUAUGUGGAAGACAGCAGUUCACCUCGAGUGGUCCCUAAUGAAAGUAUUCCUAUUAUUCCUAUUCCGGAUGACAUGGAAGCCAUUCCUGUCAAACAGUUUGUCAAACACAUCGGUGAGCUCUAUUCUAAUAACCAGCAUGGGUUCUCUGAGGAUUUUGAGGAAGUCCAGCGCUGUACUGCUGAUAUGAACAUCACUGCAGAACAUUCCAAUCAUCCAGAAAACAAGCACAAAAACAGAUACAUCAACAUUUUAGCAUAUGAUCACAGUAGGGUGAAGUUAAGACCUUUACCAGGAAAAGACUCUAAGCACAGCGACUACAUUAAUGCAAACUAUGUUGAUGGUUACAACAAAGCAAAAGCCUAUAUUGCCACCCAAGGACCUUUGAAGUCUACAUUUGAAGAUUUCUGGAGGAUGAUUUGGGAACAAAACACUGGAAUCAUUGUGAUGAUUACGAACCUUGUGGAAAAAGGAAGACGAAAAUGUGAUCAGUAUUGGCCAACAGAGAACAGUGAGGAAUAUGGAAACAUUAUUGUCACGCUGAAGAGCACAAAAGUACAUGCCUGCUACACUGUUCGUCGUUUUUCAGUCAGAAAUACAAAAGUGAAAAAGGGUCAGAAGGGAAAUCCCAAGGGCCGUCAGAAUGAAAGGGUAGUGAUCCAGUAUCACUACACACAGUGGCCUGACAUGGGAGUUCCCGAGUAUGCCCUUCCAGUACUGACUUUCGUGAGGAGAUCCUCAGCAGCUCGGAUGCCAGAAAUGGGCCCUGUGUUGGUGCACUGCAGUGCUGGUGUGGGCAGAACAGGCACCUAUAUUGUAAUAGACAGCAUGCUGCAACAGAUAAAAGACAAAAGCACAGUUAACGUCCUGGGAUUCCUGAAGCAUAUCAGGACACAGCGUAACUACCUCGUCCAGACUGAGGAGCAGUACAUUUUCAUCCAUGAUGCCUUGUUGGAAGCCAUUCUUGGAAAGGAGACUGAAGUAUCUUCAAAUCAGCUGCACAGCUAUGUUAACAGCAUCCUUAUACCAGGAGUAGGAGGAAAGACACGACUGGAAAAGCAAUUCAAGCUGGUCACACAAUGUAAUGCAAAAUAUGUGGAAUGUUUUAGUGCUCAGAAAGAGUGUAACAAAGAAAAGAACAGAAACUCUUCAGUUGUGCCAUCUGAGCGUGCUCGAGUGGGUCUUGCACCAUUGCCUGGAAUGAAAGGAACAGAUUACAUUAAUGCUUCUUAUAUCAUGGGCUAUUAUAGGAGCAAUGAAUUUAUUAUAACUCAGCAUCCUCUGCCACAUACUACGAAAGAUUUCUGGCGAAUGAUUUGGGAUCAUAACGCACAGAUCAUUGUCAUGCUGCCAGACAACCAGAGCUUGGCAGAAGAUGAGUUUGUGUACUGGCCAAGUCGAGAAGAAUCCAUGAACUGUGAGGCCUUUACCGUCACCCUUAUCAGCAAAGACAGACUGUGCCUCUCUAAUGAAGAACAAAUUAUCAUCCAUGACUUUAUCCUUGAAGCUACACAGGAUGACUAUGUCUUAGAAGUUCGGCACUUUCAGUGUCCCAAAUGGCCUAACCCAGAUGCCCCCAUAAGUAGUACCUUUGAACUUAUCAACGUCAUCAAGGAAGAGGCCUUAACAAGGGAUGGCCCCACCAUUGUUCAUGAUGAGUAUGGAGCAGUUUCAGCAGGAAUGUUAUGUGCCCUUACCACCCUGUCCCAGCAACUGGAGAAUGAAAACGCUGUGGAUGUUUUCCAGGUUGCAAAAAUGAUCAAUCUUAUGAGGCCUGGAGUAUUCACAGACAUUGAACAAUACCAGUUCGUCUAUAAAGCAAUGCUUAGCUUGGUCAGCACUAAAGAAAAUGGAAAUGGUCCCAUGACAGUGGACAAAAAUGGUGCUGUUCUUAUUGCAGAUGAAUCAGACCCUGCCGAGAGCAUGGAGUCCCUAGUGUGACUGGAAUCCUGAAAGGGCACUUGAUUUGUAAACUUCUGAAGACUGAGAACUUUUUUGAGGCCUUUUUUGCCAGACUCUAGGUUAUACAAUAACCCAGUUACUUUUUUACACUGAUAAAAGUUUUGAUAUUUAUUUUUUGCCAUUUUAUGUCUUAAUGGUAUCCUACUGAGCAUUUGCACCUCUGUUCAUUUCACACAGUGAAACGCAAUUUUACCUACUUUGCACUAUAUGAUCAGUGUUACUGCCUAUAAUCUUACACAACAGCAAACCCUGAUGUGACAUUCCAUGACAACAUACAUGCUACUUUUUUUUAGUUCAAUACAGUGAAGGUCUUUGUUAUGACAGUGAAUAUUGCUUUUAUUAUUAUUAUUGCUAAAGCAGUUGCAUUCUACUAGCAGGCAAUGCUGUACUUUUCUUCAGUCCUCCUCUCCUUUUAUUUUUAGGCACUGUUCAAUACUGUAUGCCUUCUGUAUUUUAAUGGAGUGGAUAACAUUGUUUUCUUUUUACAGACUAGCAGGCUACUGGGAGCUAAAAAGGUCUGUUAAUGUCAUGGCCUUGAAACAGUUCCAUUUAUGCUGGUUAAGAGAUCCCUUAAGAAGUUAGAAGCCUUAAGAACUGCUUCAUGUGAACAUCCCUUAUUAGUUACAAAGUUAUAUUCACAGUUUUUAAAAAAUGUGUCAAAAUAAAGGAUAACUCUGUAUUACAGCUUUCACAGUAGCUAUGUCGACAAUGUGUGUUAUUUCCAAUUUUACUCUCUAAAAUAGCUACAUCCUAAAAUCAGGGCUAUCUUUAACAAUAGCAAGAUGGCAAUAUUAUAUACAACUCAGUUAUGAGACCCUUUAGUUAUUCUCCAUUAAUGCUUCUUAGUUUAUAAUACCAUACCUCACAGUAGGUAGAAGAAUGAAAACGUCUGCAGGUGUGUAAUUUUGAAACUAGUUCUCUAAAAAUUCCCUAUUACUCAUAUAGCAAUCUAAUAAAAACUACCUACA